Molecule: messenger RNA, 3089 nt
Organism: Dermacentor andersoni
Lineage: Eukaryota; Metazoa; Arthropoda; Arachnida; Ixodida; Ixodidae
Biological process (GO): regulation of transcription by RNA polymerase II; DNA repair
Cellular component (GO): nucleus
Molecular function (GO): RNA polymerase II transcription regulatory region sequence-specific DNA binding; DNA-binding transcription factor activity, RNA polymerase II-specific
Source: RefSeq, a predicted model, not a curated record
UUUCGAUACCAGUUUUGGUGUGUGCUGCUGGUUGUUUCUGCUGUUUCGAAGAACAAUGCUCCCUAGCUCGUGUGCAAAAUGACAAGCCAUUGAAGCAUUCCAGCUGUCCAGCAAAUGCAGAUGGUGCAGUUACAUCAAGGAUACCGCCACCGCUGUAACUCCUGUGUCUAUGAGAUGGAUAAACUGUGAUCUGAAGUGCUCACCAGGAUCCAUGCAGGCCAGCAUGUGUUUGAAUUCCAUUUGUGCCCUCGGAGCUUCUCGCGAAUGUUCAAGCUAAGGCAACACCUGCACACUCAUACAGCCAAAAGGCCAUUUCAGAGCCCUUUACGCUCCUAGAGCUUCUCACAAAAAGUCAUUCUAGAGCAACACCUGUGUAUCCACAGAGGUGAGAUGCCAUUUCAUUGCCAUUUAUGCGCUAGGAGCUUCACGGUGAAGUCUACAUUGAAGGAACACCUGCGGAUUCACACAGGAGAGAAGCCAUUUCAGUGCCCUUCGUGCCCUCGGAGCUUCUCACGAAAGAGUACUCUGAUGAAACACCUGCACACCCAUACAGGCGAGAAGCCAUUUCAAUGCCCUUCGUGCCCUCAGAGGUUCUCACAAAAGAGUACUCUGAACCAACACCUGCACACCCAUACAGGCGAGAAGCCAUUUCAAUGCCCUUCGUGCCCUCAGAGCUUCUCACAAAAGAGUACUCUGAACCAACACCUGCACACCCAUACAGGCGAGAAGCCAUUUCAAUGCCCUUCAUGCCCUCAGAGGUUCUCACAAAAGAGUACUCUGAACCAACACCUGCACACCCAUACAGGCGAGAAGCCAUUUCAAUGCCCUUCGUGCCCUAAGAGCUUCUCACGAAAGAGUCAUCUGAACCAGCACCUGCGAACCCACACAGGCGAGAGGCCAUUUCAGUGCCUUGCAUGCCCUCAAAGCUUCUCAGUGAAGAGUAAUCUGAACCAGCACCUGCGCUACCACACAGGCGAGAGGCCAUUUCAGUGCCCUGUGUGCCCUCAAAGCUUCUCACUAAAGAUUACUCUGAACCAACACCUGCACACCCACACAGGCGAGAAGCCAUUUCGAUGCCCUUCAUGCCCUCGCAGAUUUUCACAAAAGGGUAAUCUGAAGCAGCACCUGCACACCCACACAGGAGAGAAGCCAUUUCAAUGCCCUUCAUGCCCUCAGAGCUUCUCACGAAAGAGUCAUCUGAACCAGCACCUCCACACCCACACAGGAGAGAAGCCAUUUCAAUGCCCUUCGUGCCCUCAGAGCUUCUCACGAAAGAGUACUCUGAUCAAACACCUGCACACCCAUACAGGCGAGAAGCCAUUUCAAUGCCCUUCAUGCCCUCAGAGCUUCUCACAAAAGAGCACUCUGAACCAACACCUGCACACCCAUACAGGCGAGAAGCCAUUUCAAUGCCCUUCGUGCCCUAAGAGCUUCUCACGAAAGAGUCUUCUGAACCAGCACCUGCGCACCCACACAGGCGAGAGGCCAUUUCAGUGCCCUGCAUGCCCUCAGAGAUUUUCGCAAAAGGGUACUCUGAACCAGCACCUGUGCAUCCACACAGGCAAGAAGCAAUUUCAAUGCCCUUUAUGCCCUCGGAGAUUUUCGCAAAAGGGUAAUCUGAACCAGCACCUGUGCACCCACACAGGCAAAAAGCAAUUUCAAUGCCCUUCAUGCCCUCAGAGCUUCUCACGAAAGAGUCAUCUGAACCAGCACCUGCACACCCGCACAGGAGAGAAGCCAUUUCAGUGCCCUUCAUGCCCUCAGAGCUUCUCACAAAAGAGUACUCUGAACCAACACCUGCACACCCAUACAGGCGAGAAGCCAUUUUAUUGCCCUUCGUGCGCUCAGACAUUUUCACAAAAGAGUCAUCUGAACCUGCACCUGUGCGCCCACAGAGGCAAGAAGCCAUUUCAGUGCCCUUUAUGCCCUCAAAGCUUCUCACAAAAGUCGACAUGGAAGGUCCACCUGCACUUCCACUAAUGUGAGAGGCUGUUUCAGAGCCGUUCAUGUCCUGAGAACUUCUUGUGGAAGUCUGCAAUAAACCAACAGCCAAGCAUCCACACAGGCGGGUGGCCAUUUCAGUGUCCUGUAUGCCCUCAGCAAUCCUAAAGAGUCCUUACUGAAUGACCACGUGUGCAUCCACUCAGUGAGAGUCCAUGUCAGUGCUCUUCAUGUACUCGGAUGUACUCAUGGAAGUUCGCACUGAACUUCACUUCCCCUAAUGUGAGAGGCUGUUUCAGGGUCCAUGUCCUGGGAACUUGUCGUGGAAGUCUGCACUGAACCAACACCCGCUCAUCCACACAAAGUCCGUAGUGAAGGAUCACCUGUGUACCACUCAGGGAGACACCAUGUCAGGGCUCUUCAUGUCCUCAGAGUUACUUGGAGAAGUUCACACUGAACUGACACAUGCACAACCUACAUAAGAGGCCAUUUCAGUGCAACUUUUACCAUCAAACCUUUGGACAUAAAAGCCACCUCAAUAGGCACCUCGCCACCACUAGUGCACCUGACACAUGCAGUGCAGCAGUGCUGAGUUGUGUGCACUCCUCAUUGUUCCUUCUUGCUUUUCAUAUUUUCCUUAGUUUUUUCAUGGAAGCUCAGCAUAUGUGUACACCUGUAGUUCUAUACUAGGAUGAAAUAUUGUGUCUUCACUUUUCGUUAUUAUGAUAUUUAAGCUCUUUGUUGCAGACAAGCACUUCUUUCUGCAUUGAAAUGUUUAACUGCUCUUUACUAAAUCAGUUGUGUGAGUUUUUCAGCGCACUAAUAAAAUUUGGGAUUGGGUUUUGUUAAUUAUUGAUAUUUCAAUACUUCCACUAAUAGCAUGUAAUGUUUCAAUUCAUUCGCAUCUAUUGUGCUGAACACUUCAAGAGAAUUUGAGUGGCUAUUUACUAUUGCUAUGUAAUGCAGUUAAAACAACCUUUUCUCAGGAAUUGAAAUUAUGCACUUAUGUGCUUUUUUUAUUCCUAGUGUGAUUCAACUGGUUUCAGUAUACUAAAUGCACUGGUAUGAAAUUUUUUUGCUCGUAAAGAUCCAUGCAGACCUUUGAGAACCUUGAAGAUUGCUUCACAAUAAAACAUUGUUCUCUUGGA